CCUCCCUUCUGUCCUGGAAGUGCGGCCUUGUGUUGGGAAGGGCUUCCCCCCGCGGAUGUGUGGGGCUUGGUAUAGUCUGCCUUGGCAUUUCAUUUUUGGAUGCACAUAUUUGUACAGAGCAACAUGGGUGGUCACAUAGAUUAAGCGGGAUCUUAUGAAAAAAUAAAUUUUGGUUAUCGGGUACAGCGAGAUGGGAGGCUACACACUGGACUGAAGCAGUCAUUUACCUUCCGAUCUGCAAACCAAUAGCAGCAGCUGAGACGUGUCAUCCAAAGAUUAAAUGAAAACCAGCAGCAAUAUUUGACCAGCAAGAUAAAGCCAUGGUGGAUUUUGGGAAAUGGCCAUUAUUUACUUUGCUUUCACAGCAAGCUGUCUCCUCCAUUCGUCAAGCAUGUAUUUUUGGCUCAUCAGGCAAUGAAGCCAUAUACACUACCCACAACAAUGAGGUGUUUGCAUUUGGGUUGAACUGUAGCAACUGUUUAGGAACUGGAGAGAAUCAAAGUACAAUAGUUCCAAAAAGGCUUGAACCUCUUUGUGGCAAGAAGAUUGUUAGUCUAAGUUAUGGAAGUGGCCCUCAUGUACUAGUCUGCACUGAAGAGGGAGAAGUUUACUCUUGGGGACAUAAUGGCUACAGCCAGCUGGGCAACGGCACUACAGUACAGGGAACAGCUCCAAUACUAGUCGGCAUGGAACUGUCAUCAAAAAAAGUUGCACACGUGGCUUGUGGUUCACAUCAUUCCAUGGUCUUGUCAUCUGAAGGAGAGGUUUUUGCUUGGGGCUAUAAUAACUGUGGACAAGUUGGCUCUGGUACAACUGCAAACCAAGUGUGUCCUCGUAAAGUGGCAAAUUCCUUACAGAAUAAAGUAGUGGUGAACAUCACAGCAGGGCAGACCAGCUCCUUGGCCAUAACAGACAACGGACAUGUUUAUGGAUGGGGAUACAAUGGUACUGGUCAACUAGGAGUAGGAAGUACUGGUAACCAACUAACCCCUUGCAGAAUGGUAUUAUUACAUCCAGUGUGUAUAAUUCAGGUUGUCUUUGGCUAUGCCCACACACUAGGACUGACUGAUCAGGGUUUGCUGUAUGCCUGGGGAGCAAACACACAUGGCCAGCUGGGAAUUGGCAAUAAGAGCAACCAACUUGCCCCUGUGAAAGUACCUACGAAUGAAAGGAUGGUGGAGAUUGCAGCUUGUCACUCUUCCCACACAUCUGCGACUAGGUCUCAGAGUGGACAAGUGUAUAUGUGGGGCCAGUGUCGAGGACAGCCUAUCCUUUCUCCACAUUUAACCCACUUCACAUGCACAGAUGAUGUGUUUGCUUGCUUUUCCAACCCUCCAGUAAUGUGGCGCAUGCUUUCUGUAGAGCAUGAAGAUUAUUUAACAGUUGCUGAGUCCCUGAAGAAGGAAUUUGACAGUGAGCAAACUGCGGACUUGAAAUUCAGAAUUGAAGGGAAAUACAUUCAUGUGCAUAAAGCCGUUCUGAAAAUAAGGUGUGAACAUUUUCGUACGAUGUUCCAAUCUUAUUGGAAUGAAAACUCCAAGGAAGUGAUAGAUGUUGACCAGUUUUCAUAUCCAGUAUACCAUGCUUUUCUAGAAUAUCUGUAUACAGACAGUGUGGAACUUCCCCCUGAAGAUGCUAUUGGGCUUUUGGAUCUUGCUACAUCUUAUUGUGAAAACAGAUUGAAGAGGCUAUGUCAGCAUAUUAUCAAGCGAGGCAUAACUGUGGAAAAUGCCUUCUUACUGCUUUCUGCAGCUGUCCGUUAUGAGGCAGAGGAUUUGGAAGAAUUUUGCUUCAAGUUCUGUGUCAAUCAUUUGACAGAUGUCACACAGACUGAAACGUUUUGGCAAAUGGAUGGAAUGCUUCUAAAGGAGUUUAUUUUAAAAGCUGGUAGAAGUGGAGGAUUUAAGAAUUGACCAAUGCUGUUCUAGAAGAAAACUGUGUAGGCACUUUUUUCUGUGGUUUGAAUUCACAUUAGUCAAACAGUUAAUCGUACAGAUUCAAGAUGGGGUAUUCAACCUGUAUCUAGUAAAUUUAGAUCACGGGCAUUUCUACUGUGCAGACUAAAUUUGUAUUUAGUGCUUGCUGAUAGAACUAAUAUAAUCUGUAUGAUUUACAAUUUUAUAUCUGCAUUAUGACUAUGAAACGUCAGAGGGCUUUUUUUGUACGCAAGUCAAAUGUAAAAAAAAAGUAUGUUAACAUUUUAUAGUAUCAUUUUGGUAUAACCACACACUCCUAGAGCACAAAAUGGUUCUUUGGAAGCUUUAAUCCUGCUAUAGUCAUCCCCAGAACAAUAUAUAAUUUUGUAUUUAAUAUUCUUGAAUAUUUGUUUGUUAACCUGGAAUAUUCCACUGCCUGAGUUAGAUUCUAAUUAAUAAGAGUACAGAAAUUUGUAUGGUUUAGUUUAAUUACUGCUUAACAUUUUACUUAGGGUUUUUAAAUGUACGAUCAAGCUUAUAUUUAAAAAGCCUAUUUAAAAUGUUUUAAACAUAAAUUGUAAACUGGUAAAUGUGCAAUAGGCUUGAAGUUUACUAAGAUAAGCACUUGCAAAUCUUAAAGGGAUACUGUACCCAAAUAUUUUCUUUCGGUAUUCAGAUUGAGCAUGAAAUUUUAAUCAACUUUCUAAUUUACUCCAAUUAUCAAAUUGUCUUCAUUCUCUUGGUAUCUUUAUUUGAAAUGCAAGAAUGUAAGUUUAAAUGCCGGCCCAUUUUUGGUGAACAACCUGGGUUGUCUUUGCUGAUUGGUGGAUAAAUUCAUCCACCAAUAAAAAAGUGCUGUCCAGAGUACUGAAACCAAAAAAAAGCUUAGAUGCCUUCUUUUUCAAAUAAUGAUAGCAAGAGAACGAAGAAAAAUUGAUAAUAGGAGUAAAUUAGUUGCUUAAAAUUACAUGCUCAAUCUAAAUCGCGAAAGAAAUAUUUUGGGUACAGUGUCCCUUUAAAUUAAUAAUGUAUUUACUUUAAUAUUUGGGUCAAAAGACUUUGGUUUUUUUUUCCUUUUUCUUGUUUGUCUGUGAUGGAACAUGACUUAUCCUUUUAAAGGGGCAUUAAACUAUUAAUUUAAACAAGGUAUUAAGGAAAAUGAAACCAUUUUGCAAUAUACAUUAGUUUGCCUGCUUUUGCUGUAAAAUAUCCUUGAAAAUUGUGACUGCUCCUUACUGACCAUAGCAAGAAAAAUCAGGAAUAUUAAUUCCAUCAGGUUUUUCAUGAGGUGCCUUCCCAAACUUAUGUACUGAACAUUUAGUAAAUUAAGAAAAAGAGAAUUUAAAUACUUUGCAAUUGAAUUCUUAACAGUAAUUUACUAGGCAUAUGACGUUUUAAAGGGCCAUAACUUGAAAAAUGACAUGCUCCUAUUUGUUAGAGCAUAUCAUUUUAAGACUAUUGACCCUACGCUACUGUGUGUGUGUGUUUAACCCCCUUGCAGCACUGCUGGUCCUGAGCAGAACCCACUGCUGAUCCAUUCAGCAGUGCUAGUUGUAUGUAAUAUUGUGUGUGACUGAUAUAUAUAUAUAUAUAUUUUCUCCAACAUAGGUGUGUCCGGUCCACGGCGUCAUCCUUACUUGUGGGAUAUUCUC
Molecule: messenger RNA, 3568 nt
Organism: Bombina bombina (fire-bellied toad)
Lineage: Eukaryota; Metazoa; Chordata; Amphibia; Anura; Bombinatoridae
Gene: RCBTB1
Product: RCC1 and BTB domain containing protein 1
Exons: 13
Coding region: 321-1913 (530 amino acids)
Molecular function (GO): protein binding
Source: RefSeq, a predicted model, not a curated record